This is a messenger RNA of Prorocentrum cordatum, 1089 nucleotides long. NCBI's taxonomy places the organism in Eukaryota, Dinophyceae, Prorocentrales, Prorocentraceae. The record is from the annotation of a GenBank genome assembly.
AUGGCGCCGACGAAACGCGGGAGGCCAUCAGCCUACGUGCCAGAGGACGACGCGGACAUUGAUGAGGAGCACGCAGCGACUGAUUCUGAGAAGAUUGAAGACACCAAGCCGCUUGUCAAGCGUUCUUCAUGCGCGGCAGAGGCCGAGGAGGCCAGCCCCGACAAUAGCCUCCUGGACGCCCAGAUUGAGAAAAUGAGAAUACACUGCGUGGAGAACAACAUCAAGCAGCCCUCCAUGGCAAUCUUGAAUGAGUACCUGCACAAUGCGUCCCUGAAGUCGGGGGCUCGGCAAAAGCUCAAGGCAGCUCGCGGGAAGAAGGACAUGUCGGUUCAGGAGGCUUGGACUGCUCUGUGCGAAUCGAAUUCUGGCAAGAAGACGGACAUCAAAAACGACAUCCUGUUCGCCUUCGUGCGGGGCGACGCGACGUGGGCCGAGCGCCUCGGGAAGCAGGUCCCCGCUUUUUCGAAGGAAGAGAAGCGCGAGGUGAAGCAGCAGGAGUUCACCGGGGCGGAAUUGGGGCGCAUCCACGGAUACGAGGAAACGGAAGCCUUCAUUGCGAAAGUAAAACUCGUGGCAUUCCAGGACUCCUGGGGAGAUACAGUAUACAUCAAGUCGACCAGGUCUCGCACCAAGAGCAUGUCUUUGAAGAAGGACAAGUUCAACGAGAGGUCGCGCCGCGUCGACGACGGCAACCACGCCCAGAGCGCCGAGGCCGCCGAGACGCUCUUCAACUCCAGCGCAGCUUCUUUCUUCGGCGCCCAGCUGAAGAUGAUCAAGGGCGGUGGCAAGAAGCACAAGGGCAAGGAGCAGACCUGUGAGCAGAAAGUGACGGCAAUGGCGAACAAGACUGGCAACCUGAUCGCGAAGUUGACGACAGCGCAGAUCGCGCGCGGCAAGGACCCGAUGGCUAAGGCUGUGAGCGCCUCUCUCAAGGCAGCCAUUGACGACCUAGCGAAGACCAACAAGGCCAACAUGAUGCUCACGGCGGGAGCACCCGCUACUGAUGCCAACAAGGCGGCGGGGCUGUUCAAUCCAAACACCGAGAAAGCGAAGACCUUGCUUGCCAAGGCCAAGUCGUUCACCACGUAG